AUGCCACAAGAUAAUAGGAUAAAUACCCAAUCAGAAGUAGACAUAAAAUUAAAUGAAAUAAUAACCACAGCGCUAUUAGACACAGGUGCAAGGCAUACAGUAAUAUCUGAAAAAUUAGCACAAAAACUCAAAACACCAAUAGAUAAGACAAAAACACGAACACUCAGAACAGCCGCAAUAGGAGGACGAAUGAACACAAUUGGAACAAUACAUCAUUUAAAAGCAAUAAUAGAGAAAGAACAAUACCCAAUAAAGAUAAAUAAUGUAUCAGUAAUAAAGGAAUUAGAUAAACAACUCAUAAUCGAAAGAACUGAAAUAAUAAAUAACGGACUAAUAAUAGAUUUAAAAAGAAAUAAAAUAAUGACAUGA
Ambispora gerdemannii is the source of this 369-nucleotide messenger RNA. NCBI's taxonomy places the organism in Eukaryota, Fungi, Glomeromycota, Glomeromycetes, Archaeosporales, Ambisporaceae. The record is from the annotation of a GenBank genome assembly.